CAUGUUGACAACAUAUUCCUAUUCGUUUCUGUUCUAACUCGCAGGUUUGAAAGGUCUUCGUGGUCUUGGUCACAUCCGUACCGCAACAGGGUCCAUUCUUCUCUACUCCUGUCUUUAUCUUCUUCUUCUCUCUCUCUUCCUAACGCGCAUGUUAUUUUCUAUAUUUUCUAUCUUCCACACCAGCUUCUUUCUGUUCCCAUUUCUGUUUAUUUUCCCUUCAAUUUCCUUCACUUCACGGAAAAGUUUUCUCUCACUCUCUUAAUCUUUUCCCACCUAGUGAUCACUGUCACCCUUCAUUUCCUCUUUAUACUUUUGGUUUUCUUCAUAUAUAAUUCACCACAAGUUCCAAUUUUCCCAUCUGGGUCUCACUUUUUUGAUUCUGUUUCUGUUCUGUUUUUCCCCUGAGUUUUUUCCAGCAUCAUAACUUGAUGAUCAGAAAAUGAAGUGUUUCUUCUUCAAAGAGAAGUGCAAAUCUGCUCCAGAGUUGCAGAACCGGAGCAAGAAGAAGAACCCUGCUGGGAACCGGGCUGCAAACUCCACUGGCUCUGUAUCAUCUGUGAAGAGUGUGACUGACUUGUACAGAGAGAAAGAGCAUAAUUUCAGGGUGUUUGAUUGGAAGGAGCUAAGAGAUGCCACAAAUGGUUUCAAUAGAAUGUUGAAGAUCGGAGAAGGGGGUUUUGGGAGUGUGUAUAAAGGAUCUAUCAAGCCUCCAGAUGGAGAAAGUGGUGAUCCAAUUGUAGUUGCCAUCAAAAGGCUUAACACACAAGGCUUCCAGGGUCAUAAAGAAUGGCUUGCAGAAGUUCAAUUUCUCAGCAUUGUGAAUCACCCAAAUUUGGUAAAGCUUUUGGGAUUCUGCUCUGUAGAUGGAGAAAGAGGGAUCCAAAGGCUGUUGGUGUAUGAGUACAUGCCCAACAGGAGCUUGGAACACCACCUUUUCAAUAAAACUUUGCCUACCAUGCCUUGGAAAACAAGAUUGGAGAUCAUGCUUGGUGCUGCUCAAGGAUUAGCUUAUCUACAUGAGGAAUUGGAGAUUCAGGUGAUCUACAGAGAUUUUAAAUGUUCAAACGUUCUAUUGGAUGCGGAUUUCCACCCGAAGCUCUCAGACUUCGGUCUUGCUAGAGAAGGGCCACAAGGUGAUCACACUCAUGUAUCUACUGCGGUAGUUGGGACACAAGGAUACGCUGCGCCAGAGUAUAUUGAAACAGGUCAUCUCAAAGUUCAGAGUGACAUGUGGAGUUUUGGUGUUGUACUCUAUGAGAUCCUCACCGGAAGACGGUCAUUGGAAAGAAACCGUCCAACCGCUGAGCAAAAGCUACUAGAUUGGGUCAAACUGUACCCUGCUGACAGCAGCAGAUUCACCAUGAUCAUGGAUCCGCGUCUCAGGAACCAGUAUUCUCUUGGCGCCGCCCGCAAAAUAGCCAAGUUGGCAGAUAGCUGCUUAAAGAAGAACCCUGAAGAUAGACCACCCAUGAGUCAGAUUGUGGAAAGCUUGAAGCAAGCAUUGCAAUUUUCAGAAACAUCAAACACUUCACAAGAUAUUGGCGAGUCCUCUCGGUCUAAAUUGGUUAGAAAAGGUAAAUAGAUGGUCUACUUGUAUGUUUUGAAAAGUCAUUCUACCGUCAGCUCAAAUCAAUGUUGAGGAGAAGGUUGUGUGAAUAACUUCUAAGUGUCAUAAUUGAUUAUGAGUAAACAUAAGCUGAUUCAAACAUGCUACAUGAAACAACAUGGUGAGUUUUUUUGGAGGGCCAAGAACUAGGAAACUUGUCACUUAAACAUGAGUUGAAUAGAUCAUCUAUGUACCAUGAAGCAGUUCUGGUCAAACUUGCCUUGGGAGUUAAGUUUUGAGGAUUUUUUCCUAUGGAGUUUGAACUUUCUAAUUAGUUCGGCCUAGUUCCAAACCAUGUGCUUUGUAUACUUUGUCACCCAUUGGUUCGUAAUGUAAAGUUUAUAUAUGAUGAUA
Lotus japonicus is the source of this 1960-nucleotide messenger RNA. RefSeq names its product probable serine/threonine-protein kinase PBL19. Gene Ontology annotation, molecular function: ATP binding; protein kinase activity. The coding region runs from base 440 to 1582 and encodes 380 amino acids. NCBI's taxonomy places the organism in Eukaryota, Viridiplantae, Streptophyta, Magnoliopsida, Fabales, Fabaceae. The record is from RefSeq and is a predicted model, not a curated record. The transcript has 4 exons. Gene Ontology annotation, biological process: protein phosphorylation.